AAUAAACUUGCUUCCUCGCACCAUGGCUGCGGAGGAUCCAUAGACCUCCAACGGGUCCAAAACGGUUCCAUCAAAUUCACGCAACCGGGUCCAGUGGCGGAGUACACCAGCAUCACCUACGACGACGGCAACACCGGGAAACCGUUGGAGUUGGACACGGCGUGCACCUGGGUCAUAGAUGUCCCUGCUGACGGGACAGUACGGCUGGAGGGGGUGUCUGUGGACGGCGGGUCGGAGGUCACGGUGCUCUGUGGAGCCAGCGGGGAGCGGCGGGGGUUGGUGGCCGGGGAGAGGGCUCUCCUCCUGGGCUGCGGGACAGCUGUAGUCACCUGGAGGGCCCUGGGACCCACCAGCUCUCAACACAACAUACAGCUUUUCUAUACAGGUUAGUCACCCUAUUCCUUAUAUAGUGCACUUUUGACCAGAGCUCUAAAUUCCCUAUAUAGUGCACUUUUGACCAGAGCCCUAAAUUCCCUAUAUAGUGCACUUUUGACCAGAGCCCUAAAUGGCUCCCUACUCCUUAUACAGUGCACUUUUGACCAGAGCCCUAAAUGGCUCCCUAUUCCUUAUAUAGUGCACUUUUGACCAUAGCCCUAAAUGGCACCCUAUUCCCUAUAUAGUGCACUUUUGACCAGAGCCCUAAAUUCCCUAUAUAGUGCAUUUUUGACCAGAGCCCUAAAUUCCCUAUAUAGUGCACUUUUGACCAGAGCCCUAAAUGGCUCCCUAUUCCCUAUAUAGUGCACUUUUGACCAGAGCCCUAAAUUCCCUAUAUAGUGCACUUUUGACCAGAGCCCUAAAUUCCCUAUAUAGUGCCCUUUUGACCAGAGCCCUAAAUUCCCUAUAUAGUGCACUUUUGACCAGAGCCCUAAAUUCCCUAUAUAGUGCACUUUUGACCAGAGCCCUAAAUUCCCUAUAUAGUGCACUUUUGACCAGAGCCCUAAAUGGCUCCCUAUUCCCUAUAUAGUGCACUUUUGACCAGAGCCCUAAAUGCUGAUCCUAGAUCAGACUCCCACUCUGAGCAGCUUUGUGAAUCUGUCAGGGUCGAUGCUGUUACUAUGGUGACUGUUGAUUGUUCCCAGCAUGAUUAUGAGCCGUAGUUUAAAUCUGUCAGUGUGUGUGGUUUUGUUUUGUUACACAUUGUGUUUUUAUUUCCACUCUCUUUCCUCACCCGCUGUGUGUGUGUGUGUGUGUGUGUGUGUGUGUGUGUGUGUGUGUGUGGGUGUGUGUGUCUGUGUGUGUGUGUGUCUGUGUGUGUGUGUGUGUGUGUGUGUGUGUGUGUGUGUGUGUGUGUGUCUGUGUGUGUGUGUGUGUGUGUGUGUGUGUGUGUGUGUGUGUGCGUGUGUGUGUGUUCCUGUGGUUUCCAGGUCAGGAAGCCGUCUGGAAUUCCUCGGAGCGUCAAGGCCCUUGGAUGGGUGUGUCUUCAGUCCAACGCUCCUCCGAAAGCUUCAACGGCGACGGAACUCCGCGGAACGAGACCAAAUCCAUGUUGACUCAGGGGGGACGGAGGGGUGAGGGAGGUGAGAUGGGAGCGGGAGGUGAGGCCAGCCUUCAACCAUCUGAAAGCUUUGUGGGUGAUUUAGAGUUGGACCGGAUCCCUGGUUCUACCCCCACCCUACAGGGGCUGUCGACCACCUCCUCUCCCCAGGCGGGGCUCACCGUGGCUGGGCACGCCGAUAGGGAAGUCCCCCUGCUUCCUGAGGAAGAACCAGACAAUAGAAAGGAUACGUCUGGAACUGCUCAGCUUGCUGACCACGUCACUACAGGGUACGACCCUGCCGGAAUGAACACACACGCUGACACACACUCCUCACCCAACGUCAAUCAGAAGACUACUGCACAUGUUACCCACCCUGAUCCAGACCAACACACACACUCACACUCACACACACACUCACACUCACACACACACUCACCCACACACUCACACACACACUCACACACACACUCACCCACAGACUCACAUACAGUCAUACACACCUCUCACAGACACCCAUCCAUCUCCCUCCCCAGAGCCCUGCGUCUCGCUCUCUCUCUGACCUCCAGCCCUCUAGCAGGCCCAGGGGAGCCUGGCCGGACCCCAACCCCACAACGAUACACCCUGGCUGGGCUGACGGAGCAGAGCGGGGCCCCUGGGCGGAGGAGCACCAGGAGCAUCAGAGUAUGGAGGGGUGAGUGGGGACCUGGGAUUACCUCUGACCCCCAGGGGUUAAAGGUCACUUCUGAGGUCACCCCGAGUCAGACUGAGCGGGGCUUGACCAGUGUACCUGUGACA
Molecule: messenger RNA, 2272 nt
Organism: Coregonus sp. 'balchen'
Lineage: Eukaryota; Metazoa; Chordata; Actinopteri; Salmoniformes; Salmonidae
Source: the annotation of a GenBank genome assembly